AUGCCAAAGAAACCAUACGCGAAUCGAAAGUUGUGCAAAAUAUGCAACAUCUGGAUAGCAGACAAUAAGAUUCAGAGAUUGCAGCACGAAGAGGCCUCGAAGCACAAGCAAGCCCGAGCGGCACUCCUGAAAAGUAUUGCUGACAAGAACGAGAGAAAGGCAAAGGAGCAAAAACGUGAUGCCGCACUUGCUGCCGGUAAGACAGCGCCAGCGACUGGCGGUACCAAUGCGGCGACAGUCACUCAGCAACUGCUGGAGAAAGUAGCAAGCGCUAGUUCCCGACGAGCUGCAUCGGAAAAGUCGCGAAAGCGCCCUAGAGACGAUUCGCAUGGUGCUUCUAGCGAUAUAAAGACGGAUGCGCGCUCGCAAGAGAAUGGGCAAUUGCAGGACGAGGCAUUGGACGAAAACGGCUUUCCAUUGCCAGCGUCGGCCAUGUACGGACAGUGGCAAUCAGCCGAGGUUGAAAUCAACGAACAGGGCGCAGACUCGGUACAUUUAUACUGGGGCGAGGCAAAUGCGCCUUCUCAGGAGAAUAAUGACGAAGACAACGGUGACUUGCCGAAUCAAGAACAACCAACCGUAGAAACAGUAGAAGAAAGCGUCUCAAAGUCAACUAAGGAUGAGGGAAAAGGGGAAGAAAACAGCUUGGGAGUCGUUUUCAAGCGCCGACCAGGAAGACGAACAAAGCGAGCGCGACAACGGACAUCAACGCUGUGA
Messenger RNA from Chondrus crispus (carragheen), 717 nucleotides. RefSeq lists its product as hypothetical. Gene Ontology annotation, biological process: mRNA splicing, via spliceosome. The transcript has a single exon. Gene Ontology annotation, molecular function: RNA binding; zinc ion binding. The record is from RefSeq and is a predicted model, not a curated record. NCBI's taxonomy places the organism in Eukaryota, Rhodophyta, Florideophyceae, Gigartinales, Gigartinaceae. The coding region runs from base 1 to 717 and encodes 238 amino acids. Gene Ontology annotation, cellular component: precatalytic spliceosome.